GAACCCUCUCACAUUCUCUUUUCUCUCAGAGAGACUCUUUCUCUCUAUCUCUUCGUCUUCUUCUACCUCGGCGACACCCACUCGCAGAAGAAAGUCGACGAAAGAUAAAAAGAUUUUCCGGUAUUAGUCACGUCGACGCAGAGAAACAGAGAAUCCGAGUAGUCAGCUUCACCAUCAAAUAUACAUUCCCGACGUUUGUGCACAUGAACCGGCGGCGACUUCUGUUAUCGGCGGCGAUUCUCUCAUACUUGCUUUGCGGCAUGGCUUCCGUCUCCGUCGUGGCCUCCGGCGGCGUGGAGCUUAGGGAUGAUCCGGAUUUGACCAAAACGACGACGUUAUCGACGACCUAUACGCAUCGGAAAAUGCUUCGUCUCUCUCCUGGUAAAGGAAAAAAGGCAGACACGAGGGCAGAGCCAGAGAGGAUCGGAGAGAAGUGCAAAGGGUCAGACAUAGUGGUGAACCAAGUAGCAACCGAACCAAUGCCGAACGGAAUACCGGGUUACAGGGUGGAGAUAACGAACCAGUGUAUGUCUGGAUGCAAGAUAUCGAGGAUCCACAUCAGCUGCGGUUGGUUCAGCUCGGCUAAGUUGAUAAACCCGAGACUCUUCAAGCGUAUUCACUACGACGACUGUCUCGUCAACAACGGCAAGCCUUUGCCUUAUGGCUCCACACUCUCUUUCCAAUACGCCAACACUUUCCCUUAUCCUCUCUCUGUCUCCUUCGUCACCUGUUCUUAAAGGAUAGAACUUUUUUUUUUCUUUUCCUUUUAGCUUUUAUAGGAUAUUAUAAGAUAGUAGAAACAAGGGAAAAUUAAGAUACGGAAAAUAUGAGAUUAAUCAUCCUCUUUUGGGUUAUUUUGUUCUCUUGGGAUGUAAAUCGUUUGGAGCAACAGUGAUAGAUA
Eutrema salsugineum is the source of this 901-nucleotide messenger RNA. RefSeq names its product protein TAPETUM DETERMINANT 1. Gene Ontology annotation, biological process: cell fate determination. The transcript has 4 exons. The record is from RefSeq and is a predicted model, not a curated record. Bases 204 to 737 code for a protein of 177 amino acids. Lineage: Eukaryota; Viridiplantae; Streptophyta; Magnoliopsida; Brassicales; Brassicaceae.